CACCCUUUUGGCCUUGCCCAACACUGGCCAGUAGGUCACAUUUUGUUUUGAAACUAAUUUUUGUCAAAAUUAUUUCAAAAAUGCCGCCUGGAACACAAAUUGCCAGCGAUAGCGACAUGGAAACCGUUCUGGAGGAGUUCAAGCAGCGCCACGAGCGUCGCAAUAGCGGUGGUUCGGCCAAAUACACCUGCGGUGUGCCAAAAUGCGAUGCCACCUUCAAGCGACUGGACCAGUUGGACCGCCAUGAAUAUCAUCAUACGGGGAUUAAGAAGCACGCCUGUUCGUACGAGGGCUGCGACAAAACGUACUCCAUAGUGACACACUUAAAGCGCCACUUGAGGAGCACCCACGAGCGACCGGAGGCGGCGGCCAAGAAAACAGUGAAAUGUUCACUCGGGGAAUGCAGCAAGAUGUUCAUUUCGGUCAGCAAUAUGACGCGUCACAUGCGCGAAACGCACGAGAGUCCACGCGUCUAUCCGUGCUCGCAUUGCAGCGCCAAGUUUUCGCAGAAACUCAAGCUGAAACGGCACGAGAUCAGGGAGCACACGCAGGAGUAUCCGUUUAGCUGUGCCAAGUGCUCGCGGGGAUUCUACCAGGAGUGGCAGUGCCAGAGCCACGAGGCCAGCUGCAAGCAGUACGAGUGCCCCGGCUGCCCCCAGAAGUUCGAGAAGUGGUCUCUGUACACAAAGCACUGUCGCGACACUUUGCACGGCCGGCAGCGCCACAAAUGCGAGCGCUGCGAUUGCGCCUAUGACAAGCCCAGCGACCUGAAGCGACACAUCGAGACCAAGCACAAGGAGGCGGAGGCGGAGAAGGAGAGCUCCUCAUGCUCCGCGUUCACCUGCACAGAGGAGGGUUGCGGCAAAAGCUACUCGUAUCUGAGGAAUCUCCGCCAGCACAUGCUCACCGCCCAUUCGGGCAGGCGUUUCGAGUGCCAGGCCAUCGACUGCGGACGCUGCUUCAGCAGUGCCCAGAACUUGUCCAAACAUCUGCUCAGAGAUCACAAAGAUGGCAAGACCAAGAAGAAGACGGAGAAGAAGCAGCUGAAGGUCAAGGAACUGCUUAAGUCCAAUCCCCGCAAGCGACGUCGCGAUGCCGGGCGCAGCAAACAUUCCCGCCUGUCCAAACUGGCCUGCCUGCAAUUGGACAAGGAUGACGAGGAGGCGGUGCGCGAACGCCAGCCGUUGGCCCUGGAGAAGGUCACCCAAUCGCUGAAAGAGGAUCCCAUCGAGGAGUUGCUGGCUCAGACCCUGCACGAUGAAGAGGAAGUGGAGCAAGAGUAAGGCAAGCCUCAUAAUAAGGGAAAAGCGAAGGAAGGUUAGAUCGAAAUCAAUGUGGAAAACACUGACAAAUAGAUUAAUAGAGAGAGGUAAAAUGUAUAAUGAUUCCAACCGAAAUGAAUCUUUCAGUCUAGAAAUAUAUACAUUGGAUCAUAAUGUAAAGCUAUCCAUAUACCAAAGGUAUACUUUUUACAUUUUAAUAUCAAACACUUGAAGCCAAAAGAAAUCAAGCUUUCAUCUCUUCUUGCCACCGGAAUGUUUUUCUGUUAAAGUAAAUGAAAACUCUUCAAUUAGAAAUAUGUUCAAGACGAUCAAGAAGUGAACUUUUUCACAUAAGCAAUUGUUAAAUAAAUCUACAGCAAGACUUAAAAAUUACAAGAAAACAAAUUAAGAGCCUUCCUUCCUUAUUUCUAUCUUAGUUCAUGAUUGUGUAGAAAGAACUUUCUUUUUUGCCGCCAGGAGCGGAAAUGCCAAUCUCCAAAAUACUCUUCUAAACUGUAAGUUUUAUAAGAAUCCCAUUCCCUGUCUACCCUGUUAUUUAUAAACCUACAAACAUCUUAAAAACCCAAAUACUUUUUUUUUGGCAAAUAUAAAUUGGAAUUAAGGCUAAAAUACCAACUACCAGUUGCCAAAUCUUAAAAACACAUUAUUUGAAUAUGUGUUAUGUUUUCCAAUGAUUAAAAAGCUAAGAAAGUUCAAUUAAAAAUACCAAAAUUAAUUAGUUUUUCUGUAGAGUAAGUAAACCUAAAUGAAUUUAAAGUUCUUUGCAAGACCUUAAAAUAUUCAAGACAAAAAUAAAUUAAUUACCCACUUAUUAUAUA
Messenger RNA from Drosophila gunungcola (fruit fly), 2101 nucleotides. RefSeq names its product zinc finger protein 774. Gene Ontology annotation, biological process: regulation of DNA-templated transcription. The transcript has 2 exons. Gene Ontology annotation, molecular function: RNA polymerase II cis-regulatory region sequence-specific DNA binding; DNA-binding transcription factor activity, RNA polymerase II-specific. Bases 81 to 1283 code for a protein of 400 amino acids. Lineage: Eukaryota; Metazoa; Arthropoda; Insecta; Diptera; Drosophilidae. The record is from RefSeq and is a predicted model, not a curated record.